Molecule: messenger RNA, 6527 nt
Organism: Chenopodium quinoa (quinoa)
Lineage: Eukaryota; Viridiplantae; Streptophyta; Magnoliopsida; Caryophyllales; Amaranthaceae
Product: protein RST1-like
Biological process (GO): regulation of post-transcriptional gene silencing
Source: RefSeq, a predicted model, not a curated record
AUUUUUUUUGUAAUUCUUUAUAAUAAUGGGUCAAACAGUCUGGUUAUUAAAAAACAGGCCUCUAUGGUCAUUGUAUUUUUUUUCUUACUAUUAAAAUAAUGGUUGGUCCCAUUGGAGUAGAUGUUAUUUGUAGUAACUUUAGUUUGUAAGAUGAAUUUUUUUAAGUACUAUUUGAUUGUAGUAUAGAUUUUUGUGUUCUUUUUUUGGAUUGAAAUCGAUUUGUUGUAAUAUAAUUUUUGGAUUGAAUACAAUUAUGAACUAGACCCAAAAUUUUUUGUACUUUCAUAUGUGAUUAAUAAAUGAUGGUGACUCAAAAAUUCUAGGUCCGCCACUGGAUGCGUGAAAGAUGGAGUCAUGAAGGAGGGGGUUGUUGUUGUUGACUUCCUGUUGUAGGUGGGGCUGCUCCGGCAUGGGUGGGACGGUGGGUGAGCUCCGUUCGAGUGGGAGAUCUGGAAGAGGAAAGGGGAACAGGAAAGAGGGUUGUUUUUUUUUUUUUAAUUAAUUUUUACGUUUUUAGUUUAAAAAAUUAAAAUUCGACCAAUUAAAAGGUGACUAUGGCAAGGUUGUUUUCUUUUAUAGGUUAUCAAAGAAACAAACCGGUUAAAGGACUGUUUUGAGCGGGGGCAAAGGCGGAAUUAUUUACUCCAAAGUGGGAUUAUCUUUUCAAUUUAGGUUGUCGCCACUCCAUUCCUCCGGGCGUAAGCUAUACUCUUCGUCUGACAACCUUCCAAUAACAACACCGCGGACACCUUAUUUCACCGGAGGCAAUUCUCCAAGUAAUCGAUUAAUUCGCAUAAUUUCUUCUUCAAUUACCCUCCCAUGGAAGCAUACACUCCCUUACUAGUGCGAACCAAAGUGCCCCAACCCUCUCUUCAACGCUACGCUGUUAUUCAAAUUUUCGAAAAACUCCGAUCAACACCUUCAAUCUUAAACCCUAAUUCAGACCCUGAAAGGGAGGCCAUUACUCAAUGCCUUCAGUCCUCUUCACUUGCUGUGGUUGAUCAAUCAGUGCACGAGCUUUGUCGCCUCGUCAAGGAGUCCAAAUUAGACCAUUCAUUCGCCCUUCUUGAGCUUCAAUCUGCUCUUGAAGGUUGCCCGCCUCGCUUCGUUAAUGUUUUUGUUAAAGGAAUUGGGUUUCUUGUUCGUUUCGGGUUUCGUAGUAAAAGGUUUAUUUCAGAAAAUUUUGUUCAUGCCCCAGAGGAUCAUCCCUUUGUUAAGGUUUUAGCAAGUCGUUCAGAGUCACAAAAUGAACUUGUUCAACAAGUUGUAUUGUUUGUGGUGCAUGGCAAGCAAAAUGGGAUUGGUGAAGUCUGUGACUACUUGAGGCCUCUGUUAACCUUCUCUGUUCUGAUGUCAUGCUCUUCAGAUUCAUCAUUGUCCUCAUUCUUGAGUCUUGUGAUUUAUUCAUUGAUGUCUCUUUGUUGCUCCUUACUUAAUGAGGCGAGUCCUCUUUUGGAGAUGCUGAUUGAUUGUUUGAGGUGCUUUAGCCUUAGAGGUGCUGAGGAUAUUGGGAAAGCUGUCAUUUUUGCCGAAUUAUUAGUGGAUGCGCACAGUGUAGUUUUGCAGCACUUAGUUAAGAUUGGAUCUAUGGUUACUGAAGCUCAAUUAAUUGGGGUGAAACUGUUGGAUGCUCUUCUCACAUUGUGCUUGGAGUUUGAAACGUGUAAUAUUGAAAGCAAGCCUGUCCUUGAACUAUCAAGGAGACUUUUGAGUUUCCAGAAAGAGCUUAAAUUGCACUAUCUCCCUCAAUUUUACUCUCCUAUGUUAUCUCUCUUUGUGCUUCUAGCUCAAUUGGAACUUGAAGAUGAAAAGUUAUUUGUCCUUGAUCUCCUAGCAUACAUCCUCAAAUGGAGAAUUCAUGAUGAGAAUGUUAUGCCGGGAGCUGUAUGUAAUCCAUGUGAAGUGUCUUUGUUCUUUUUUCCUAUCAUCAGCUUGAUGUCUUCUCCUUCAAACACUGUGAAACAAGCAGCAUCUCAGUUUCUUUUGAUGUUGGAAAAGCUCCUUGUAAGUCGUUCGACCUCGUUGAAGGACGAACUAUCUAUUCAAAGGGAAUCUUUAUUUGUAAGCAAGCUUGAAAUGACCAUCCUAAGGCUGCUGCGGCAUUUAUGGGUUCAGGAUUUACCCCCCUGUUCUUUCUUUCUAAACAUUUAUUCUGCCUGUGGAAAUAGAAAUUAUGAGAGUGGAUCAAAAUCUUGGCUAUCUCAUCUAGGAAAAUAUGCUUUGUCUAUUGCUGAGGGACACAAGUCCUCUGUCCUCAUGUCAUCAUCUCACGAAGUUGUCUCAACUGAGGUACCUUUUCUGCUGGGUGCGCUUACUGGAAGUCUGGUUGUACAUCAAUCUUUGGGAAGCAGUGCUAUAGAAACAUUAGCUGCUCUCAGCAAUAUGGAACCCAAACUUGGUGUUUCACUGCUGCUAGCUGUGUUAUACUACUGCAAUUUAUUAAGGUCAAACAUCAAAGAUUGUAAUGAAUGGCUAUUGAAACUUUUGACAAUGCUAUCUGUACUUGCUUCAAACUCCUCAAUGUUACCUUUGAUAUUACAAACAGUCCUACCAAUGCUUCAGAAGGAUUCAAAUCCGGUCUUGUAUGCAACUUCACUUCGUUUGCUUUGUAAGGCCUGGGAGAUUAAUGAUAGGGUCUUCGGGAGCUUGCGUAGCUUUCUGCUGCCGGAAUGUUUUGUUGAAUUCAGAUUUGAUGAAACUAUUUCUAUAAGUAUGGCUGCUUCUCUUCGGGAUGUUUGCAGAAGAAAUCCAGAAAGGGGUGUACAGCUGAUUCUAUCUGUAGCAGUGUGCAUUGAGUCCAGUGGUUCCAUAAUUCGAGCUCUGGGAUAUCAAAGCAUUGGCUACCUUUGUGAAGCUGACGCAGUUGAUUUCUAUACGGCAUGGAAUGUCAUCGCAAAAUAUGGACCAGAGUAUUCCACGGAUCCCGUACUUGCUUAUAGCUUAUGUUCAUUCUUGAGAUGGGGUGCUAUGGAUGCUGAAGCUUAUGCGGAAGCCUCAGUUAUCAUCUUGCAAAUUCUAUGGGACAUUGGAAGCUCUAAUUGCUAUAAUGUGAAUCCCCUUUGGAUAAAGGCUCGGGCAACUGCUAUCAAGGCUUUAAGUUGUUUUGAGGUAAUGCAUUUUGAAAGGAGCAUACCUGAUUUCAGAGAUAAGGCAAUGGAGCUGUUGAUUCAUGAGACUGAUAUUCAUGUUCUCCAAGCGAUCGAAGAACUUGAAACCAAGAUUAUAGCAUAUGAGCAUAGUACUAGGCAAAGGUUUGUUAAGAAAAGUAGGGCUCCAAGAAGCAAAAUUGAGAAGCUUUUAGAAGUAUUUCCUCGUGUUAUUUGCUCUUCAGAAAAACGUUAUGCUGCAGGAAUGAUACCUGGUACUGCUGUGUUUCAACUUCAGUUCAAUCAAAAAGAUGCUAACCACGGGAAAUCGGAAAUUGCAGAUGAUGUAUUUGCUAAAUAUCACAACAUGCUAAAGCAAGUUUCUGCAUCUCUUUAUCUGUCAAGAAAUAUAUUGAUUGCUCUACUUUCAUUGCAAUCAUGGAAAUCCUUUAUGCAAAAUUGGCUGCACAAAUAUACAUCAGUACUUGUUGUUAAAGCAUCAACCAGUCCAUUGGAUAAAAUAUCAGAGGCUGCCAAUAUUAUUUUAAAGUGCAUGAUAAAGGUCGCUGAAGAUUCAAUGCCUAGGGUGGCUGAGAACAUUGCCCUUGCCAUAGGUGCAUUUUGUAUGAUUUUGCCCGCGUCUGUUCAUCAUGUUAAAGUCCUGGCUUCAAAGUUUCUUUUGGACUGGCUUUUCCAAUAUGAACAUGAGCAUUGCCAGUGGUCAGCUGCAAUUUCUAUUGGUGUGAUUUCAACUUGUCUGCAUUCAACUGAUCGUCAACAAAAACUCCAAUGUGUGAAUGGGCUUAUUGAGGUGGUAUGUGAAAGUAGAAAUAUUCUUGUCAAAGGGGCUUGUGGUAUUGGCUUGGGAUAUUCAUGUCAAGACCUUCUUACCAGGGAUGUAACUGCUGAUAAUGCAUUGGAUCAGGCUAGCUUUGUUCUACAGGAGAAAGCUCUUUUGGGGAAGAUUGUCAGGACACUAUCUUUGACAAUAUGGCAACUUACAAAAAUUUCUUCUGAUCUUCUUGUGAGCCUUUCUAAAUAUAAGGCCCCUGGUUUAGAAGAUGAUGACACGAAGGCAACAUCUCCAAUGACGGUUAAAAGAGACGAGGAUGAUCAAUGGGGUGUUACUGGUCUUGUCAUGGGUUUCGGUAUGUCUGUUAGUGCGCUUUCCAGAGCUGGGUCAUACGAUGCUAUGUGCAGUAUAAAAAUUUUGCUCACAUCCUGGAUUGCCGAAGCAGACUCCAUACUUACAGAAUCUACUACUGGAUGUCAAAGUUUAGAUAUGCUGUUAACUACUGGAGCAUGUCUAGUGCUUCCAACUGUUGCUUCAGUUUGUCGGAGACUGGAAAAGAUGCAUGAUAAUGAAUUAAGCGACUUGCUUUUAUGCUAUGAAAACCUCAUUUCAAAGCUUCAAAUGGAGAAAACAUGUAACAUCUUGCAUCACAAUCAGCUGAUGGCAGCAUGUGUUGGUGCAGGGUCUCUACUUUCAUUUGUUUUUUUUGGUGUAUUUAAAAAAAUAUACUCUGAUACCUAUCCUCACCUUGUUCAUCUUGGUGCAUUCCUUGGAGUGGUAAAUGCUAUGGGUGCUAAUACAGGGAGUAAACCUGAUCAUCGUUAUCCUGAAAUUGCUCCCAUCACUUUCUCUGAGGGAAGGGAAUCCUCUCACGUCAAUGCCCCUCUACUGUCAAGUUCUUGCUUUGCAGAAGAUCUAUUAGCAUUAAUACAAGAUAUAUUUCUUGUUGCGCAAGAUUCAUCUGACAGCCAACUACAAGCAUAUGCGUCAUGGGCAAUGUCAUUUCUUCAUCAACAUCUCUGCUCAAUAGAAGACAAGGAUGAAAAUAUAAGCUCGUUGCCUAAUAAUCAAAGCUUUUCCAAGGAUGCAAGUGUUAUGCAGCUCUCUACAUGGCUAAUGCAAUUAGACUAUUCCAGAGAUACCCCACAUGUCAACACAGUUGCUGCUGUUCUGAGGUGUCUUUCUAGUGUCCCCAGAUUGCCCAAGCUUGAUUGGGGAGCAGUUAUCAGGCGUUGUAUGAAAUACGUGGCUCAUAUUUCUGAGUUCUUACCCCAGGAAACAUCUUCUGUGAAGAGUAGCUUGCGCAAAGAAUGUGUGCUUUUCUCACUAGCUCAUGGGAAUAAAAUUGAUCCGCUACUUUCUUUCCUUGAUGAAUUGACUAGUUUGUUUAGGUUCAGGACGCUUGAUCUCAUUACACAGUCCUGUCUUCUCUUUCAUCUAUUGAACCUGACAAGAAUAUUCUCCAGUUCAAGAACUAAAGUGUUACUGGAAGACAUUUCUGAGUUCCUGUCAUCUCAAAUUUCUUCAUACCGAAACUAUAAUGUGAGGCAGAAAAGGUUUUUGCUGCUCUCCUGCUGGAAAGGACUCUCAAAUUGUUUUGAUGAAGAUUCUCUUGAUACUUCUGAAUACCUUUUUGGGAUGGAGAAGUGCAUGGAGAUUCUUUUUGCAUCGUUGCCUGCUCAACCAACUGCCUUUUCAGAACUUGAAUUGAUGCCCACCCUGGAAUGGAAUGAAGCAAUUGUAUGCUUGGGCAAGGCUAAAAAAGCUUGGUUGUUGGAUCUAUUACAGAUAUCUACUGUCACUCUAGUCCCAAGAGAUGAUUAUUUUGGAGUAAUGCUUAAGAAGAUGCUAGCGAUAACUGAGCUUGUAAAACUUGGAUCCCUUCCAUUGACUGAGCUUGCAAAGCUAAAGUCUUACAUGUUAAACACCCGAUCACAAGGCAUGUGGAAGUUGUUUGUUGAAAUUACGGCAGUGCUGCAGGAUGUAGAAGGAAGUAUCAAGAGACAAUGGGUCGUUAGUGUUCUGGAAAUAAGCUGUAUAACAAAAUAUCCAUCAACGGCACUGCAGUUUCUUGGUCUGAUCUCUGGUUGCUUCUGCAAAUACAUGCCAUUGUUCGUUCUAGAUCCACAAGCUGUGCUAGCUGACCUACCAAUCACUCUUUCGUCUCUUCUUUCAAGUAUCAAGUGGAGAGGGGUUGCUGAUGCUGCAGUUUCAUGCCUCUGGACAUUAACUGUGCGUAUCUACAGCUGGGCUAAGACCGUUACAUGCAAUGAUGGAUCACUCAAUUUGGAUAUCGACCCAAGUGAAGCUGAAAUGUCAAACUUGCUAAUGCAGGUGCUCUUGGAUGCUUGCCAUAAUUUAAAAGAGUUUUUGCCUUUAAAAAAUCAGCUUAUGCUGGCAAACAUGGUUAUGUGCUGACAUUUGCUUCUUUGAGUGAUAUGAUUUGAACACCAUGUUUAUGGUUUUUAUCAUCAAUGUAAUUUCUUUUCUUCUCCCUUAUCUUCCUUAACAAUGUAUUUGAUCUUUUGAACUUGUAGCAAUUCAUUUUAAAAUUGUCAAAUGGCACAAAAAACAGGUGUAAUCUCUGUACACUUCAGAAUAGGUCAAGGAUUUGAAGCCUGGUUAAAGAACUUUUUUCUUCUCUCUCU